Messenger RNA from Drepanopeziza brunnea f. sp. 'multigermtubi' MB_m1, 4653 nucleotides. RefSeq lists its product as uncharacterized. The record is from RefSeq and is a predicted model, not a curated record. Gene Ontology annotation, biological process: glycogen catabolic process. NCBI's taxonomy places the organism in Eukaryota, Fungi, Ascomycota, Leotiomycetes, Helotiales, Drepanopezizaceae. Gene Ontology annotation, molecular function: amylo-alpha-1,6-glucosidase activity; 4-alpha-glucanotransferase activity.
AUGGUUUCCGAAGAUGUAUAUUUGCUCCCUCUCAAGGACGAUGGGAGUCCAGAUGUCCCAGGUGGCUAUGUCUAUCUGACGCCCGAGAGUUCUGCGCCUCUCACCCUUCGCUUUGCAAUCGAAGGCACAUCCUCAAUCUGUAGACAUGGAAGUCUGUGGACCAACAUCCCAGAGGAAGGCGCCGAGUUUCAAAGAAACAAGUUCCGCGAAUUCAAGCUCGAGCCGGACUUCAAUCGGACCAUCGAGAUCUCCGUCUCAAUCCAAGGCGCGGGGUCUUUCGCCUUCUACACUACCUAUACCCCUCUCCCCGACCUCUCCGAAACCAUCCAGAAAGCCCUGGAGCCCGCAAAGACGGAUGUUUUCUAUAUCGAUGUUGCUCCAAGUCUCGCGUUGGAGGGCAGGCAGAUGCCACUGGCUGCCCUCUCGAUCUUCUCUCUGAUCUCGAAAUUCAUGGGGAAAUACCCGACAGACUGGGAGAAGCACAUUCGCGGAAUAAGCGAGAGGGGCUACAACAUGAUCCACUUCACGCCUUUGCAACAAAGAGGAUCGUCUAACUCGCCCUACAGCAUAUACGACCAGCUUUCCUGGGAUCCAGAAUGCUUUCCCAACGGAGAGGCGGAUAUCCAAAAAUUGGUUCGCAGCAUGGAGAAAGACCAUGGUUUGCUGGGGUUGACGGAUGUUGUCUGGAACCAUACUGCAAACAACAGCCAGUGGCUCCAGGAGCACCCCGAGGUUGGAUAUAAUGUCUCGACAGCACCAUGGCUACGUGCUGCGUUGGAGUUGGACACUAAACUGCUGGAGUUCAGUGAUACAUUGGCAUCAGAGGCUACUAAUCUGAAGACUGUAGACGAUUUGUUGAAAGUAAUGGAGGUCAUCAAGUCAGAAGUGAUUGCGAAGCUCCAACUCUGGCAGUACUAUGUCAUUGAUGUAGAACGAGACGCUGACGCUGCCGUUGAAUCUUGGGCAAAGGGAGAAAUCUCUUUCCCAGAAGGCGGGUUCGGGGGCAAUGAUUUUGGAGGAUUGGAGACGAUCAAGAACUCGACACCUGCGGAGAUGGCCCUUUUCUUGACUUCAAAGGCCUUGCUCAAUACCGACAGGCUUGGGGAGCGGUAUAGACGGGCUACAGACCCCAAAAUCGUCGCUGCAUUAAUAACCGCGAUUUACGGUCGCUUCCAUGGAGAUAAUUCGAAUUCGGCAGACCGAGCAGCUGUGAGAAGCAAACUGGUUCACAUUCUGGACGAGGUCAACUUGCCUCUCUACCAAGAAUAUGACAAGGAUGUUGCAGAAAUCUUGGAACAGUUGUUCAACAGAAUUAAAUACGUGAGAAUCGAUGAUCAUGGACCAAAAGCCGGUCCUAUCACCAAGAAGAAUCCGCUGAUUGAGCCAUACUUCACAAGAUUACCCCAGAACUCGGUCACAGCCAAGCAUAACCAAGAAGAUCUUGCUCUCGUGAACAACGGGUGGAUCUGGGCUUCCAACGCAUUGGUCGAUAACGCAGGUCCUAACUCGCGGUCCUACCUUCGACGUGAAGUCAUCGUUUGGGGCGAUUGCGUGAAGUUGCGGUACGGCAAGGGUCCAGAGGACAGCCCUUAUUUGUGGGAACAUAUGGCCAAAUACACUCGUCUGAUGGCCAAGUACUUUACCGGUAUCCGAAUCGAUAACUGCCAUUCUACUCCCAUCCACGUAGCUGAAUAUCUCCUUGACGAAGCCAGACGGGUUCGCCCUAAUCUGUUUGUAGUUGCUGAGCUUUUCACCGGCUCCGAGGAGAUGGAUUACGUGUUUGUCAAGCGACUCGGAAUCAGCUCGUUAAUCCGUGAGGCCAUGCAGGCUUGGGGAACUGGUGAGCUCAGCCGACUUGUUCAUCGCCACGGUGGUCGACCUAUCGGAAGUUUCGAGGUCGAUGAGAUCUCACAGGAGACGAAGAAUACACCAGCCGGGCAGACCAACGGCCAUGCUAAGCGCGAAGUCAUUCGACGGAUCAAGCAAACUCCAGUCCAUGCGCUGUUCAUGGACUGUACUCAUGAUAACGAGGUACCAGCUCAGAAGCGAGAUGCUCGCGAUACCUUGCCGAAUGCUGCAUUGGUGAACAUGUGCGCUAGUGCUACUGGUAGUGUGAUGGGAUACGACGAAGUAUACCCCAAGCUUAUUGAUCUCGUGUCCGAGACCAGGCUGUACACAUCUGAAUCUUCCGAGGAUAAACCGAUUGUGGUUGGCGGUGGCGAGGGUGGUAUCGGGGGAAUCAAGAAGCUUCUGAACCAAAUCCACACCCUCAUGGGCAAGGAUGGCUAUGAGGAGACUCACAUCCAUCACGAGGAUCAAUAUAUCACUGUUCAUCGUGUCCAACCCGAGUCAAGAAAAGGAUACUUCCUGAUUGCUCAUACCGCGUUCCCAGGCUAUGGGAAUGGAAACGGAAAUUUUAGCCCAGUUCAUCUCAGCGGUACCAAGGCUCGACACCUUGGAAGCUGGAUGCUCGAGGUCGAUACGAGUGAUGAAGCAAAGAAGGCAGUAGCGGAUGACAAGAAGUUCUUGAGAGGUCUCCCAAGCAAGGUCAUCGACGUGCCUGGUAUCCGGAUGGAGGUCAAACCCGAUGAGACUGUCAUUUCGGUCCGUGAUAAAUUUCCUCCUGGCAGCAUUGCACUCUUUGAGACUUGGAUUCCAGAAGCGGAGCAUUCUACUGGCCUUGAUUCCUACGUUACAUCUGGUGCCAAGGCUGCCUUCGCAGAUGCGGACCUAAUCGAUCUCAACUUUGUGCUAUACCGUUGCGAAGCAGAGGAGCUGGAUUCGAGUGAGGGUAAAGAUGGUGUGUAUGAGAUUCCUGGACACGGGAAGCUGGUGUAUGCUGGUCUUCAGGGGUUUUGGAGCGUCUUGAAGAAUAUCAUCCAGGAUAAUGAUCUUGCACAUCCGCUUUGUCAACAUCUACGCAACGGAAAGUGGCCACUUGACUACAUUUACGGACGUUUGGAGAGAAUAUCCAAGAAGUCUGGCUACGACCGCUUGUUAAAGCCUGCAGCAUGGAUUAAGGAGCGAUUCGACGCUAUUCGGAAGCUGCCCAGCUUCCUGCUUCCCAGGUACUUUGGUCUUGUCAUCCGCACUGCAUACACAGCAGCUUGGAAUCGUGGUCUGGAGCUCAUGAAUGACAACGUGAGAAAAGGACAAUGGUUCUUGCAAGAUCUUGCCAUGGUCAGCAUCCAGCAAACCGGAUACGUCAAGUCGGCAUCUCUCUACCCCAAGAAGGAAGUUCCGUCUCUCGCAGCUGGUCUUCCUCAUUUUGCAGUCUCCUGGGCACGCUGCUGGGGCCGUGACGUUUUCAUCUCAGCUCGUGGUCUCUUCCUCGGCACUGGUCGUUAUGCAGAUUGCAAGGAGCACAUCAUCGCCUUUGCCAGUGUGAUGAAGCAUGGUAUGGUUCCUAACCUUCUGUCGAGCGGUGCCAAUCCUCGAUACAAUGCGCGAGAUGCCAUUUGGUUCAUGUUGCAAACUAUCCAAGACUAUACGAAAAUCGUCCCGGGUGGUCUUGACAUUCUGAAGGAGAAGAUUCCUCGCCGCUUCCUCCCCUACGAUGAUACCUACUUCGAAGCUGACGACCCUCGCGCGUAUUCCAAAUCCUCGACGCUGGAAGACAUCAUCCAGGAGGCACUGCAAAGACACGCCACUGGUAUGUCAUUCAAAGAAGCUAAUGCUGGUCCCGGUCUCGAUAUGCAGAUGAGCUCUGCAGGGUUCCAGCAAGAUAUCAAAGUCGAUUGGGACAACGGUCUUAUCUUCGGCGGAAAUCAGCACAAUUGUGGAACCUGGAUGGAUAAGAUGGGCGAGUCCGAUCGAGCAAAUAGCAAAGGUGUUCCUGGCACCCCUCGCGACGGCUCUGCAAUCGAAAUCGCCGGUCUUCUCUACAGCACACUGGCCUGGGUCGCCAAGCUGCACGCAGAAGGAAAGUACAAAUACGCCGGCGUCAGUACCACUCUUCCCGGACUCAAAGUCAUCACUUUCAGCGACUGGGCCCGCCGCAUAAAGACGAACUUUGAGAAAUGCUAUUACGUCCCUCUCGACUCUGCGGACGACAAGAAGUAUGAUGUGAACGCUGGUGUUGUCAACCGGAGGGGGAUCUAUAAGGACUUGUAUAAGUCUGGCAAGGAGUACGAGGACUACCAGCUGAGAGCAAACUUCCCUAUCGCCAUGACCGUCGCCCCAGAUUUGUUUGACCCGACGCAUGCACUGCAUGCGUUGACGGUUGCCGACAAAGUCCUGCGUGGUCCGACCGGUAUGGCGACGCUCGACCCGGCGGAUCUUAACUACCGCCCUUACUACAACAACUCCGAAGACUCGACGGAUUUCGCGACUUCCAAGGGUAGAAAUUACCACCAAGGUCCGGAGUGGGUGUGGCCGACUGGUUUCUUCCUGAGGGCACUGCUGAAGUUCGACCUCAUGAGGAAGACUAGUAGCCAGGAGCGCACGGAGAGUUUCCAGCAGAUUACCCGACGGCUGGAGGGGUGCAAAGCGGCGAUCAGAGCUAGUCCAUGGGCGGGCCUGACGGAGUUGACGCAAAAGGGGGGAGAGUUCUGCGGGGAUUCGUCUCCGACACAAGCUUGGAGUGCGGGGUGCUUGAUCGACUUAUACCAUGAUGCGGCGCAGUACGACGUCUCGCAGCUCUCGAGGAAGUAA